AUGGGCAUAAUAUUUCAUCGACAACAAAAAUUCGAGAAAGCGAUAGAAUAUCAUGAAAAAGCAUUAGCACUUCAAGAGAAAUUUUAUCCAAAUGGUCAUAAGGAAUAUUAUCCAUUCGUCAGUAUUAUUAUGAUUGAUACUAUUAAUUGUAUCGGUCAUGUUUUGCAUGACGAAGAAAAGUACGAUACAGCCAUUGACUAUUAUCGACGUGUACUUUCAAUUCAGGAAAACUUUUAUCUUAAUGAUCACAUCGAAACUUUUCAUACUUUAAAACUCAUUGAUGAUACUUUAUAUAAACAAAAGAAGUAUGAUGAAGCUCUUCAAAAUCAUCAAAAAGCCUUAACUAUUCAAGAAAGACAUAGCAAUACUGCUUAUACCGACAUUACGAAUAGUUUGAACUCUAUUGGUAAUAUCCUAUAUAGCCAAGAGAAAUAUGAUGAAGCCAUUGAUUUCUAUCAACGAUCAUUAGUCUUUCGAGAGAACCUCCAGCGAUUGGGUUAUGUUGGCAUCAUUACCGUUCUUGGCAAUAUUGCUAAUGCCCUAUAUAGGCAGAGAAAGUACGAUGAAGCUCUUGACAUCUAUCAACGAAUACUGAUGAUUCAUGAGAAAUUUGAUGCAACUAAUCAUGUUGGCAUUGUUGAUACCCUAAUAAGCAUCUCAAAUACUCUAAGAGACCAGGAAAAGUAUAAUGAAGCUAUAGAAACCCAACAACGAGUAUUGAUGAUACAAGAACAACAUUAUCCUUCUAAUUAUGUGUAUAUUGCUUAUAGUUUUAGCAACAUUGCUCACAUUCUUACUUUACAAAGAAAAUAUGAUGAAGCUAUCGGCUUCUAUCAACGAGCAUUAGCAAUCUAUGAAAAAGCUUGUCCGUCAAAUCUUAUCGAUACUACUAAUGGUCUCAUCAAUAUUACAGAUGUUCUUACCAAACAAGGAAAGUAUGCAGAAGCGAUUGAAUUCCAACAGAGAGCAUUAACGAUUCGAGAAGAAAGUUAUCCCUGUUGUCAUGAGAGAAUUGCGGAUAGCUUGAAUCGCAUUGGUCACAUUCGAAUGUAUCACAGAGAAUACAAUCUGGCACUCAGCUGUUAUCAACGAGCUCUAACUAUUCUUGAGCACUGCUAUCCAUCUGGUCAUGUUGAUAUUGCUGAAAGUUUGGAAUUUAUUGGUAUGACCCUAAAAGUGCAAGCAAAAUAUGAUGAAGCUCUUGAUUAUUAUUAUCGAGCACUACCACUUUACAAACAGUUUUCAUCCAACUAUUUGAAUAGUGUUGUAUGUCUGUGCAAUAUAACUCAAACUUUAAGACACCAAAGAAAAUAUGAUGAGGCAAUUGACUUUCAAAAACAGGCAUUGAUAAUUCUCAAAAGCAACUCGCCUACUGAUCAAUUUAGAAUUGCUCGUAGUCUCAAGAACAUCGGUUGUACAUUAUUCGAGCAAAAAAAAUAUAAUGAAUCUCUUGACUUUUAUCAACAAGCAUUAAUUAUUUCUGAAAAAUAUUUUCCUAAUGAUCAUAAUGAAAUUGCUGAAUGUUUAUUCUGGAUCGCUACUAACUUUAAUAGAAAAUUUCAGUUCGAUCUUGCUAUUGAUCAUUUAAAAAGAUGUUUAUUAAUUAAGGAAACCAGCACAUCUCCAAAAGAUCUCUCCAUUACUACCAUAUUGAAGUGUUUGUCACAAGUACUAAGCACGAAAGGUCAACCUGAACUCGCUCUUAUAUAUGAACAAAGGUAUCUUUAA
Rotaria sp. Silwood2 is the source of this 1728-nucleotide messenger RNA. The record is from the annotation of a GenBank genome assembly. Lineage: Eukaryota; Metazoa; Rotifera; Eurotatoria; Philodinida; Philodinidae.